AUGAUUCAGCGUUCGCGGGUCGCCUUUGAGCCUUUCCCACCACACCUGGACAUUCAAAAGGAGGUGGAAAAUACUCCAAAUUUCCGCUUUGCCCAGUCCAUUCCCUGCGACUAUAUCACGAAAUUUCCUCGAGAGGCCCUGGACCUCUACAUUCGCACAUGGGUGGUGCAGCUUGGUCGUCCCCUCGUCAUCACGGGCUUCGACAAGCUCCUGGACAAGAAGCUGUUCUCUGAAAAAUGGCUGAUGCAAAACUAUGCAAAUCAGACGUACGAUGCGAGGGAUUUGGGAAAGGGUGCCAACCUUCAUCUUUCUCUGGGUCAUUACCUCAAGAACAUGUCCAAGCUGACCGAACGUAUCAAUGAAAAAUCCUACAACCGACCUCACAUCCAACGACUAUACCUGAAGGAUAUCGAUUGUCCAGAGGAAUGGCACGAAUCCUUGGAACACUUAAUCCCUUCGACAUUCUUUUACCUCAAUCAAGAUCCCCUCACGGGGCAGAAUUCACCACCUUGCCAACAAUCGGACAUGCCCAAGACUCCGGAUGGCCAGACUGUCGCCCGAGCCGGGGACCUGAUGAGCAGUCUGCCGGAGGCGAUGCGCGCCCAGAAUCUCAUGUGUUAUAUUGGGCAUGAAGGAACCUUUACCCCAGCACACCAGGAAAUGUGUGCCAGUCUGGGCCACAACUUGAUGGUGGAGGCGUCUAAAGGGCCGGUCGAAAAUGGCCUGCCCGUGCGACCGGGCUCGUCCAUCUGGCUCAUGACCGAGACGAAAGAUCGUCGCAUCGUGUCCGAAUACUGGCUCUCUGAGCUUGGUCAUGACCUGGACCUGGAAAACCACUUCGCACCCCUGCAGGCGUGGCAGAAAGCCCCCUUCACAACGUACGUGGUGGAACAAAAACCAGGCGAUUUGAUUCUGGUGCCCCCGCUGGCCGCGCACCAGGUCUGGAAUCGCGGCACUCGGACCAUGAAAGUCGCCUGGAACAGGACCACCGUAGACACGCUCGAGGCGGCCUUUGACGAGGCGCUGGGCCAUGCGCGGAUGAUCUGUCGCGACGAGCAAUAUAAAAACAAAGCGAUUGUGUACUUCACCCUGGAGCGGUACUCUGAGCUACUACGAAAAGCGCCCUCCAAAUCUCUCCACUCGGAAUUGCAGAUGCUGCGCGAGGACUUUCACCGACUAUUCAACCUCUAUACCGACAUUCUCUUGUCGGAAGGGUUUUCCAAGAACGCCCCUUCCGCCAAGGACAUUGACUUUGAGAAAUUCGAAAGUAACGUGACAUGUUCCUACUGCCGCUGCAACAUCUUCAACCGAUUCUUGACAUGUCCGUGGUGCGUGGGGGAAGGCCACGAGACCUACGACAUCUGCAUGGACUGCUACGUCCUCGGCCGCAGUUGUCAGUGCAUUUCCAAACUCAAAUGGGUCGAGCAAUUCCCCUGGAAACACCUCACCAGUCGCCACGAGACCUGGCGACGACAGAUUGUCGCAUUCCAAGGCGACAAGGGCGACUCCGACUCGGAGCCGAGUCCGCCUGUCAAGCAAAGAGCCCCGUUGACGUUGCUGGCCGCUCGCGCCAAAUUAGGGCGCAAAUCACUCGCGGAGAUCUGCCAGGAGCAACUCCACGAGGGCGACGACAGUGAAUCCCGUGCCCGCAAGAAACGAAAAUCCAACGGGGGCAAGCCUGCCACAGGCAAAGCCCGAUGUCACAUGUGCCGCUGCCAAGAGGACGUGUGGAAACUCGCCUCGUGCGAAAAGUGCAAAUUGCAUUACUGCUACAGUAGCCUCUUCCGCUCCUUUGACAUGCUGCCGCUCGACGCGAUGCAGCGUCCUCACUGGCUAUGCCCCCAAUGUCGGGGCAUCUGCAACUGUGCCGCAUGUCGACACGACAAGACCAUGACACCUUACAAACCCUAUAAUAUCCUCAUGGGUCACGACACACGGAAGAUUGCCGACCCGCGCAGUGUUGAGUCGCUGGUGAAUAUGCGGCUGUCGAAUUUGGCCCUCUUGAAGACGUUUGGGGAUGACAAUGCGGCCCGGUUGGAACGGUUGCAGCAUGACGAUGCCCCCCGGAAUAGCGAGUCGGUUGGGGAGCAGACAUUCGCUCAGAUCAAAGUGGCCUCGGUCCAUGAUGCGAAGCAAUAUUCGUUGUCUCAUGGGAGCGAUGAGAAUCAUGAUCCCACCACUACUGCCGAGGUUACCUUCCAGGCUGGAUCGGAGCCCCCCGAGAGAGGAAUCCCUAUUGACCCGGCCCUGGAGCUGGAUGGAUCAUUUUUGCAUCUGAGCGGACGGGAUGAAGGAUUGGCCGGACCGACGGCCACAGAGUCGUGCUGA
This is a messenger RNA of Penicillium oxalicum, 2328 nucleotides long. Its product is annotated as putative JmjC domain protein. The record is from RefSeq and is a predicted model, not a curated record. The coding region runs from base 1 to 2328 and encodes 775 amino acids. The transcript is spliced from 3 exons. NCBI's taxonomy places the organism in Eukaryota, Fungi, Ascomycota, Eurotiomycetes, Eurotiales, Aspergillaceae.